Triticum aestivum (bread wheat) is the source of this 3524-nucleotide messenger RNA. RefSeq names its product BAG family molecular chaperone regulator 6. The coding region runs from base 245 to 3517 and encodes 1090 amino acids. Gene Ontology annotation, cellular component: plasmodesma. NCBI's taxonomy places the organism in Eukaryota, Viridiplantae, Streptophyta, Magnoliopsida, Poales, Poaceae. The record is from RefSeq and is a predicted model, not a curated record. Gene Ontology annotation, biological process: protein folding. The transcript has 6 exons. Gene Ontology annotation, molecular function: protein-folding chaperone binding.
CCGUACCGACGCAACAGACAACAGACAGCAGAGGAAGAGGAGGAAGAAGGAAGAAAAAUCAGAGCGCUCGCUGCACAUUCGCCCGCACCCACCAUUGGUUUCUCCCGGCCAGGUGGUGGUUCCUCGGAUCAGACCAUACCAGAUCAGAUCCGAUCCCCACAACUGUAACUGUAAACACAAGAGCAGAGUCUGAUCAACAAGUCCCGGCAUUUGUCCUACCAGUAUAUAUAAAGGCUAGUAAAUCAUGUAUCCAACAACAAAUCACUACAUGGAUCCAUACUCCUCAUACUACAGGCAUCAUGCUCCCUAUCCAUAUUAUCCCCCUCCUGCCUGGGAACCUGGGCACCAGCAGAUGCCUGAACCGGACUGCUCGCCAUGUCGGCCGCCGUCGUAUGGCCCUUGGCCGUACAGUGCCAGCAUGAAUCACUCUGGCCUUCCAGACUCCCAUAGCUGCUGCAGUCACACAUACCCUCCUGGUUACUACAGUUUCAGACCCCCAUUGCCCCAAGAAUUUCCACCACCACCUCCUCUAUACUACCAUGGUCCAUUUCCACCGCAUCAUCAUCUGAACCCCUACUCGCCAUCAUACUUUGGCCCACUCCCACCAUAUCAUCCUGUCGAUCAAACACCAUACGAUGGUUUUUAUGACAAGUUCAGGAGCCAUUGUUGCGGGUGUCCGAACCAUGUGUGCCAUGGAGAUGGAGGGCAGAAGAGCAACGUGAAAAUCGAAGAACAUGUGCCUGAAGUGAAGGAUGACAGUAAACAGAAGGAUGCAGACAAUUCCAGAAUAAUUCGCAACCCAAACUACCAGUACCCGGUGAUGUGGCUACCGUCCGGUGACAUGAAAGACAACAAGGCUAAUAAUGGAACAAGCUUUGAGUUUCCACCUCAGUUUUUCAGCAAGUGGUUUCCUCAAAGUGGAGAGAGGGCAGAGGAUGUGAAGCCAGCUGAUGACAAUCAGAAGGCGAAACAACUUCAGUGGCCAAUGGUUUGGAUGCCACCAGGAUAUGGCGUUGAGACCAAACCAGAAGCUAAAAAAGAGCUGAAGGAGAUAGAGCAGAGUCCAAAGAGCACGCAAGAAGAUCCGCCUUCGCCGAAGAUCAAGAUUAUUCCCUUGUCAUGGUUUGGAAAUGAUCAUCAUGAUCAAAAGCCUGCUGCUAGGGAUGGCUCUGGAGAACAACAUGGAAGAUCAUCAGCGGCGAACCAGCCUGCAGGCACCCAGCAUCGGCAUGACACGACAGUGGAUGGAAAUUGUAAGACCAUCCCAGUUGUGCCGGAGAAGCCGAACACUGGGAAUGAACCUGCUGCUAUUUCAGUUGUGCCGGAGAAACCAAACAGUGGGAAUGAACCUGCUACUAUUUCAGUUGUGCCGGAGAAACAGGAUUCUGAGAAGAAGGUUCAUACCUGCAGGACCAUCCCGGUUAUGCCUCAGAAAGAGAGUGAUGAGAAGAAAUCCUCCAUGGCUGGAAACAAAGAAGAAAAGAAGGCCAUCAUUGUUCAGAAGGAGGGAGAAAGUAAGAAAAGCAACAAUGUUGAAUCAUCAAAGGCCAAGCCUUCAAAAUUACCCCCUGUAUGCUUGCGAGUGGAUCCUUUGCCAAAGAAGAAAUCAGGAAACACAUCUUCAAGGUCAUCCAACCAAGCAACCAAGAAGGUUUGUGAAAAAGUGAAGGAUGUGAAAGAGGCCCAAGGCAAGAACCAGGAGACAAAGCAAUCAGAACAUCAGAAAGAGGGUAAGAUGCCGAUUAAAGAGAAAUCAUCUGAUGAUGUUGCCAAAAGUACAGGGCCUAGGAAUGUAACAGUGGUAGAUGCUUCAGUGAAGCACGCGCAAGAGGAACAAGUUUCCACAACUGUGACUGAUCAGAAGGCGCAACCUACCGUCAGUGCUGAAGCACAAGAAGAAAGUGUCAGUGCAAGUAGCUUGCAGGAGUGUGAUAAAAACAGAAAGGAGGAUGAGUUGAAGAUCGGAGGUGAAGCUCCAAAUUUAGCCUGUGAAAUAAAGUUAUCAGAACCAGAUGCCGCUGUUCGUAUUCAGUCUGCAUACAGAGGGUACCAUGUACGAAGAUGGCAGCCUUUGGAGAAACUACGGAAGAUCAAGAAUGUACAUAAACAGAUGCAAGAUGUGGAGAAGCAGCUGCAAGCCCUUGAAGCUUCUUCAAAGCAGCCGACAGUAAAAGAGCACAUUGCUAUGAAUGAGACCAUCAUGAAUUUACUUCUGAACCUUGACACCAUUCAAAACUUGCAUCCAGUUGUGAGGGAGGCUAGGAAGUCUGUUGCUCGACAGCUAGUUUGUUUGCAGGAGAAGCUCGAUUCUUUGUGCAAGAAACUGCCUGCUGAACCAAAUCACCCUAAGAGUGAGGAAGCAAGUCUCACAGGAGUGGGUGAAGAACAAUUGCCUUCCUCAGUUAACUCCAACGAGCCUAUGCACGAUGAGGUUUCAUCGGAAGUUGCCUUGAAGUUGAGUCAAGAUGGAGAUUCUACUGAACAGAAACAUCAAACAGAGGAACCAAGUACUGCAAAAGAAGAAGCGCAAGAUGAAGGAAAAGCUGCAGCACCUGGUGAAUGUCAAGGAGUACCCCCGACGGAUGUGAUGCCUGAUGCAGCUUUAUCAGGACUUGCCACUGAGAAGAAGUACCAAAUGGAAGAGCCAGACAUAUUGAGAGAAGAAUAUACUGAAGAACAGGAGAAAGCCGCAGCGAAGAGUGAAGGAUCAUCAACACGCUACCUCGAUGGCUCAGUGCUGAAACAAUGCACUGAAGGAUCUGCGGAGCAAAACUGCCACCCUGAAGAAUCAGAUCAAGGCGUUUCUUUUACAACUGAGGAUGGUAAAACUGCAAUGACUAAAGCAUGUAUGGACAGUGAAGUUGAUGCUGCCAAUCAGGACGGUUCGGCAGAAGGAGGUCAGGUGCAGGAAUCUGCUCCCGUUGGUAUCUCGUGGCUGAAACAUGAUGCUGCCCCUGCUGAAGAUCAGUUCAAAGAACCAGGUGCUCCAUCCCUUCAUCUGGAGGAUUCUUCUGUGUCUUCAAAAGCUGCAGAUCCACAUGAAAAUGAUCCAGCCCUGGCAGAUGACUCCAUAGUAAUCAUCACUCCAGCAGACCAACAAGAAGGGUCCGUUGAUGCUGACUUGCAGAAAGAAGUUGCAGAGACCAUGGUUGAUUCAGACAAAGAACCAAAUGGAACGCCAACGCCUCCUGUUGGCGAUGCCGGUAACAUGGACUACGUUCCUGGUGCAAAUGCAGAGAUCACAGAGCAAGAAAAACUUGGUUUGGUAGGACCAGAAGCGACAAGACAAUGUGAGGAAUCAGCACUUGCGGAGCAGCAAAAUGAAGGUGGCUCUGCCAUGGAAAAUACUAUGAAUGAUGAUGAAAUUGGAGAGGAGCCUGAAGCCAUAGCAUCGGAAAGCAGAGUCGAUGCCAUUGUAGAGGAGACUGAAGCUGUACCAUUGGAAAUCGACAACAAGACCACUGAAAAUACUCUGAAUGGUGCCACUGGAGAGGGGGCUGAAGCCGCACCACUGUAGAGCAGAG